Molecule: messenger RNA, 942 nt
Organism: Cuscuta campestris
Lineage: Eukaryota; Viridiplantae; Streptophyta; Magnoliopsida; Solanales; Convolvulaceae
Source: the annotation of a GenBank genome assembly
AUAGCCCACUAUAGAAAGCCCAAUCUAAAGCCCAGCCCCAUAAGCCCAAAUCUACUUCCCAGGGGUCACCCAUCAUUUUUGCUACUCCAAUGCCAGCACGCUUAACUCUUUAAAAUUCUUCCAAUUUUGCAUCUUCUGGGGAUCGAACCCGGGUGGUGUGGUUCGCCAAUCAACCCUGUGACCAUCUCUACAGGGGGAACCACUAUAUAUAUAUAUAUAUAUAUAUAUAUAUAUAUAUAUAUAUAUAUAUAUAUAUAUAUGGGUUGGUUCAAGGCUGCUUGAAGCGUGUGUUUGAGUGAUGUAUGAAUUUUGCUAGAAACAUGCAACUAAUUAAAUUGAACAAGACGGGAAGACUUUUGGGGGUGAGUCUCUUUGAAGAUGCGAAGGAACUUGUUUGUUGUUUUCGUACAAGUCAUUGCUCACUACUUUGGACUUUUGGUGAGAACCUUUGAGGAGAAUGCAGCUUUGGAGCUACUGGUUUUGAGCCUUUUUCGAACAACACCUUGGAUGGGAAGGGCUAUUGUUGAGUCUAUACCGAUAGCUUUUGUCCGCCUUGCCAUCUGUUUCAUUGCCACCUUCGCCAAGUUCCUUGGGGACCAGGAUGUUGGUUUCCUUCAAGCUUGAUGGAGUGUCCAGUGGUGAGCUUUGUGUCAUCUGACCGUAGCAUGUCAUCUCACCGUAAUGUGUCAUCUGACUGGAGUCAAUCCCAUAUAUAUAUAUAUAUAAGAAUAAUUAUGCACCGUUGGAUUAAGCCCCUAUGAUUCAUCAUCUACGCAUCUUACAAAGGGUAAGGAGGUAUUUUACAUUGAAAUCAAUUUUUCUCUCUCAAUCCCGUCUUCAUCUUCCCGAGAUCAUCGCAUACACUCCAUCUUCCAGAUUCCUUCCAAAUCUUGCGUCAUAAUCUGUUAUUACAUGAUGGGUCCAUAAAGACGAGGCCAUGGA